AGUAACUAAUCCGCAUUCCGCAAUUAGAAGAACAUAGGAAUAAGGAGUCAUGCAAAUGGGUGUGAUGACACUAUCUAGAUUUUGAAUCUAACUCACUGAUUCACUCACUCACUCACUCACUCACUACAUCAUUAUGACAGGUAGAACUGCAACAUUCAAUUGCUGGAAUCGUUACAAAAAGGUAGCUUUCAUCUGGUUUAUCUCUGCGUUCUGCUUCUACGUUUUGUUCCAAAUGCUUCUUCAUAACUCAUCAAACACCCUUUCAUCACCUUCUUCAGAUUCUUCAAAUUUAAAUACAGAGAGAAGAUCCAAAUUAUAUGAUAAAAUGGCAAGGGAUCUUGAUGAGCAUGGAGCUGCUUUUUUGAAACAUGGUGAAACCUCUCAGUCACUGACUAUUUCGGAUAUCUUUACUCUGAAAGAUGGAUCUGUAACACCUGUAUUAAAGCCUGCAACUCCUCCGGUGCGAGCUAAUGUGUUGUAUUUGAACUCUGAAUUCUCGGUGCCAAUUGCGGAUGCUGUCAAAAAUAUUUUUAAUCCAUACUUUGAUAAAGCAAUCUGGUUUCAGAACUCGAGUAUGUACCAUUUUAGCAUGUUUCAUGCCUCCCACCAUAUUGUACCUGUACCUGCCACCAAAGAAGAGAUAGAAGCUGAAGCAUCUUCAGUGCAAACUGUUGCUGCAAGGAUCUGCCCUUUGAAUAUUGUUUUGGAUAGGGUGGUUUUAACUUCAACUGGGGUGCUGCUUGGUGGCUGGCAGGUAAUCUCGGGUACAGAUCCCAUAACCAUUCGCGCUAGGUUGAAGAAUGUGCUUCCACAUGCACCAGAGAAGCAACUUUAUGAUGCUGCAAUUCUUCACACUACAUUUGCAAGGCUUUUGGGUCCACCUAGAGCAUCAUCUACGGAACUAAAAACAUCAGAUGAACUCCAAUUUUUUCACGAGUUAGUGAAUCGGCUUAAUAGUCAGAUCCGUGGAUUCAAGGCAGUGGUGUCCGAACUUUGGUACGUAGAGGAACAUGAUGUGCUUGCCCUUGCAUUAAAUGGAAAAAUGAACAUUCACAAAUUCAAGCUUGGUUGCUCAAGAGAUUGAAGUUUAGACAUGCAUAUUAAACUUUACUGAAUUAGAAUGCAAUGAAAUAAUAUGCACAUGUACAAGAAUCAAAUAGUCUAAAGAAGAAACUGUCUUAUUUUUUAAGUCAGUUCAAAUAGUAUAUAUUUCUUAGGUUUGAUGUACCAAUAUGUAUGAUGUAGAACAAUCCUUUAUAUGGUUAAACAUUGUAACUGAAUUCUGAAAACUGAAAAGAAUAACAUGCUGAGUUGAGAAAACGUAAAA
Trifolium pratense (red clover) is the source of this 1327-nucleotide messenger RNA. RefSeq lists its product as uncharacterized. Lineage: Eukaryota; Viridiplantae; Streptophyta; Magnoliopsida; Fabales; Fabaceae. The record is from RefSeq and is a predicted model, not a curated record. The transcript is spliced from 10 exons. Bases 134 to 1084 code for a protein of 316 amino acids.